AUAAUUCGCAAUUUUUUAGAAUUUAUUGUCUCGCGCAUGCGUAAACCCAACUAUGCGCAGUUAGUAGUCGUUCUUUCCCGACUGGUAUACCGUCUCACGUACGCAAUUCUUAGGAGAAGUCACGCAGUUUUCUGCACUCGUGUAUUAUCACAGAAAACGAUUAUGGCUCCACCAACAUACAGUGACUUGGGAAAAAGUGCUAGAGAUGUGUUUGGCCAAGGAUAUCAUUUUAGUCUAAUUAAAUUAGAUGUUAAAACAAAGACUAGCUCUGGUGUAGAGUUUUCUAGUGGUGGGAUAUCUAAUCAGGACACUGGAAAGGUAUUUGGUACCUUGGAAACCAAGUACAAAAUCAGUGAUUAUGGAUUAACAUUUAGCGAGAAAUGGAACACUGAUAACACACUUGCUACUGAUGUUACUCUUGCUGAUAAAUUACUCAAAGGUCUUACCCUUGGUUAUAGCUGCACUUUCUCUCCACAAACAGGGACAAAAACUGGUAAAUUAAAGACGUCUUAUGCUCAUGAAAAUGUAUCAGCAAAUGCUGAUUUUGAUCUUAGCCUUUCUGCUGGUCCUUUGAUCAAUGCGUCAGCAGUUGUAGGAUAUCAAGGAUGGCUUGCUGGUUACCAGGCCAGUUUUGAUACACAAAGAAAUAAACUUACGAAAAACAAUUUCGCACUUGGUUUUACUGCUUCUGAUUUUGCUCUUCACACAGCAGUAGAUAACGGCCGUGAGUUCAGUGGUUCCAUUUACCAUAAGGUGAAACCAGAUUUGCAAGGAGCAAUCAAUCUUGCUUGGAAUUCUAGCAACAACGUUACACAAUUUGGAAUUGGUACAAAGUAUGAUCUUGACAAAGAUGCAAGUGUUAGAGCCAAAAUCAAUUCACAUCUUCAAGUAGGUUUGGGAUAUCAACAAAAACUACGUGAUGGUGUAACAUUGACACUUUCUACAAAUAUUGAUGGAAAGAACUUUGGUUCUGGAGGACAUAAGAUUGGUUUUGCAUUAAACCUUGAAGCUUAGAUGUGAAGUACAGACAUAAAGGACUUGACCCACAGAAUUAUUUAAUGACCUUCGUGUCAUAAAGACAGCAUCACUUUACAUGCUUCAAAUAAAGUAUUGCCUAUUAUUUGUAGAUAGGUUUGUCCCAAAAUUGAUGCCACGAAAUAUCAUGCAUCUUUUAAACUUAGUUGAAGGGAUAUUAGUUUAAAACAUACACAAAUACAGUUUAAAAAUACUAUCAGUAUCUUCUUCUCCUUCUUCUACUAUCAAUAUGAUUUACAAUUAUUGGCGAAAAACAGAAGUGCAUUAUUACUUUCCUUCGAAAUUUUUUUACACUUAAUAUGGUGCAGCUUGCCAAUUCUUGUUGAAAGUGUUCAAUUAUAUAAUGAAACCGAAGAUUCAUUUAACGUAACAUGAAAAGAAAUACGCAGAUACUGAACAAAGUGAAUUGAAGAUACUAAUGAAGAUAAAAUAAAAAAAGAAAAUUAUUUAAAUUCUUCUGGUAAAAUAUUUAAAAAAAAGGAAUAAUAAAUAUUAUCACUUUAUGAAGUGUUAGCAAACUUUAUUGUUAAUCCCGAAAAAAGAAUUCACAGGAUACUUCACGUAUGUUCUUAUAAUUAUAUAGAUAAUGUUAAUGAUUGGAUUUAUUGUAAGAAUCCUUGCACUUAAUGUUGUAUAAAAUAAAUAGCUAUGUACAGGGACUUGGGACUAAAUGAUAUCAACAGAAGAUUCAUUCCUGCUUACAUUAGAAUUGAGACCUAUGGUAAAAUCCGUAUUUGAUUAUGAAGACGAUAUUCCAAUAAUUUUGUGUCUUACUAUAAAUAUAUCACAUUUUUAAAACAACACGAUAUGAAGAAAUAAAUGCUUUUAGUUACAAACAAUUCCACAGUCCUAUUUUAUGUAGUGAAUACCAUGAACGAGAUUUGUACUCAUAAUGUGUUAUUGUCUUACACAUCAUUAAUUGUUAAACAUCGAGUAAAAUCGGAAUUUAGCUUCGACCAGUUACUAAAAUAAAGAAGAAUUUAUUCUA
Messenger RNA from Nomia melanderi (Alkali bee), 2023 nucleotides. RefSeq names its product voltage-dependent anion-selective channel. Gene Ontology annotation, biological process: monoatomic anion transmembrane transport. The record is from RefSeq and is a predicted model, not a curated record. NCBI's taxonomy places the organism in Eukaryota, Metazoa, Arthropoda, Insecta, Hymenoptera, Halictidae. Gene Ontology annotation, molecular function: voltage-gated monoatomic anion channel activity. Gene Ontology annotation, cellular component: mitochondrial outer membrane.